CUCUUUCUCACACACGUCCCUCCUCCCGCCUCGGGCCCGCCCGUCCCCAGGCUCGACUCGAACACGAUGCAGCCGAUGCGGCGGCGGCAACGAGGCUUCCCGCUGCUCUGCCUCUCAGCCGCCCUCCUCGCUGCCGCCGCUCUUCUCCCCGGCGCUGCCGUCGCCGAGGGCGUCACUCCCUCCGAGGCGCGCCGGCUCCGCGACGAGGUGAAAGAUAUGUUCUAUCAUGCAUUUGAUGGGUACAUGAAGUAUGCAUUCCCACUCGAUGAACUACGACCCUUAAGUUGCCAAGGUGAAGACUCCCUUGGUGGUUAUGCACUUACUCUAAUUGACUCUUUGGAUACCUUGGCUUUACUGGGUGAUAAGGAGAAAUUUGGUGCUGCUGUGGAGUGGGUUGGUAAGAAUGUCCGCUUUGAUAUUAAUAAAACCGUCUCUGUUUUUGAAACCAACAUACGUAUCCUUGGGGGUCUGUUAUCAGCUCACCUGAUUGCCAGUGAUUAUGCCACUGGUAUGAGAAUCCAAUCUUAUGAUGAUCAGCUACUUCAUUUAGCGGCUGACUUAGCUCAGAGGUUGUUGCCCGCAUUUGACACUCCUACAGGUAUUCCAUUUGGAUCUAUUAAUUUAAAGUAUGGAGUUGAUGAAAAUGAAAGCAAGAUAACAUCAACUGCUGGUGGUGGCACUUUGACACUGGAAUUUGGCAUAUUGAGUCGCUUAACUAAUAAUACUGUUUUUGAGCGAGUUACAAAAAAUUCAGUCCGUGGAAUAUGGUCACGCAGAUCAAAACUCAACCUUGUUGGUGCCCAUAUAAAUGUCUUCACUGGUGAAUGGACACAGAAGGAUGCUGGAAUUGGCACAAGCAUUGAUUCUUUCUAUGAAUAUCUUCUAAAGGCAUAUUUAUUGUUUGGAGAUGAAGAGUACCUGUAUAUAUUUCAGGAGGCUUACAAGGCUGCCAUGCACCAUCUCCAUCAUGAUCCUUGGUAUGUGGAGGUCAAUAUGAAUUCUGGUGCUACUGUUUGGCCAUUAUUCAAUAGCCUGCAGGCAUUCUGGCCAGGACUUCAGGUUUUAGCCGGAGAUGUUGAUCCUGCUAUUCGAACACAUGAUGCCUUCUUCAGCGUUUGGAAAAAGUAUGGUUUUACCCCUGAAGGUUUUAAUCUUGCUACAUCGACUGUCCAGAAUGGACAACGCAGCUACCCGCUACGGCCAGAGUUGAUUGAAAGCACAUAUUGGUUGUUCAAGGCUACCAGAGAUUAUAGAUACAUUGAUGUUGGAAGGGACAUAUUAGUAAGCCUUCAAUAUGGUGCUAGAUGCCCUUGUGGCUACUGCCAUAUAUCAGAUGUGGAAACCCACAAGCAGGAUGAUCACAUGGAGAGUUUCUUCCUUGCAGAAACGGUCAAAUAUCUCUGGCUUCUUUUUGAUUUAGCUGUUGGCCCUGACAACAUUGUUGAAAAUGGACCAUAUAAGUACAUAUUUAGUACAGAAGGUCAUUUGCUACCUGUUACUCCUGAGAUAGCCUUGGCAGAUGAGCAUUGUUCGUAUCUUGGAGCAUUCUGUAAUGGCAGUGCAGACCGUGGAUAUGGUACAAGUGCUAGUUCUACUAAGCAUAAAAAAGCAAACUAUACGCAGUUAGAUGAUAUCCAAACCCCUUCCAGUCACUAUUCAGCAUCCAACAUGUUUGCAACAAGAGGUUACAUCAAGGGAGUUUGUCCAGGAUUGACUCAUGCACAGAAGCUUGGGAUAUCGUAUUCUGAUGAAGAGGGUAACGUUAUAGAGCAGACUUCUGAAAGUCAUGAGCAUCAUGGUGAAUCUGCAGUAGAAUCUAGCAUCCAAGCCCAAUCAAGUAAUAUUAUACUGAUCUCUCAUCCAGUUGCAAGUCAACAGGAUGAGGCUUUGGGGAGGUGGUCUGGAACUGGAGAUCAUGCAGAUAUUGUGGUAACUUCUGAUUCUGAUUCUAUAACCCUAAGCCAUGAUAAUACUGACGGCUCACUCGGAGUGAACACUGAAGAACUUACCGAGGACACCGAGAGCUCUUCCAAACAGUCGGAAGAUGAAGCUAUUGCUCAGAAUUUGAAGUCGAAUGAAGAUAUCAGCUGACCUUAAUUAAGUUCACAUAGGGAACAGAUUUUUGUCACUUACUGCGGAGCCUUCAGGGUCAAAGCUCGCCCAACGCAGAACAAGUUAGUAAGCAAGCAUAUUGAGCGUGGUCGAUGCGUCAGUACCUGGCCCCUUAACUAGUUGAGAUGAGCUGGUGAGGUCGUUGUUGCGUCCGGGACGGUGACCUGCAACCUACGGAAUCGAUAUUUACUUUCAGAUAUGUUUUUUCUAUAGUAUGAUAACCUAGGGUGAGCAUUCACCUUUUUCAAAAAAAAAAAUACGGUGAGCAUUCACCAAUUUGUUCUCUUUUGUGUAUUGGUUGCAUAGGUUCUCUUGAUCAAUAACAAAUGUAAAUUUUUUUGUAUAAUAGAAGUAUAUGAACAGAAAGUGCAUACAUGAUGGGCUUUAUUGAAGAACAGAUUAUUACGGCAAUUCCAACCGAGCA
Molecule: messenger RNA, 2536 nt
Organism: Panicum virgatum (switchgrass)
Lineage: Eukaryota; Viridiplantae; Streptophyta; Magnoliopsida; Poales; Poaceae
Product: alpha-mannosidase I MNS4-like
Exons: 17
Coding region: 67-2091 (674 amino acids)
Biological process (GO): mannose trimming involved in glycoprotein ERAD pathway; endoplasmic reticulum mannose trimming; carbohydrate metabolic process
Cellular component (GO): membrane; endoplasmic reticulum
Molecular function (GO): calcium ion binding; mannosyl-oligosaccharide 1,2-alpha-mannosidase activity
Source: RefSeq, a predicted model, not a curated record